AUUCUUUCAUUCAUUCAUUAUUGACUCAAACAUGGCCUUAUUUUUGUUCUUCUUCUUUCUCUUCACACUCUCUCCUUCUCUUCUUUCUGCAACAGAUCAUAUUGUUGGUGCUAAUCGUGGAUGGAACCCUGGAAUUAACUACACUCUUUGGGCUAAUAACCACACUUUCUAUGUCGGCGAUUUCAUCUCAUUUAGGUACCAAAAGAAUCAGUACAAUGUGUUUGAGGUGAACCAAACAGGUUAUGACAACUGCACAACAGAAGGUGCUGUUGGGAAUUGGAGUAGUGGAAAAGAUUUCAUACAAUUGAAUAAAAGUAUGAGAUAUUACUUCAUUUGUGGUAAUGGUCAAUGCUUCAAUGGAAUGAAAGUCUCAGUUUUUGUUCAUCCACUUCCUUCUCCUCCUACCUCAUCUCCUCACCAUUCAACACCAAAAUCUGCUGCUUCUCUUGUUGUCUUUCAAUAUUUGGGACUUCACUCUCUAAUGUUGUCUUUUGUUUUGGUUAUGUUUGGAUUUGUUUUAAUAUAACCAAUGUGCUACUAUGCAAAGCUUAGCAUUUUUUUUCUUUCUAUCUUUCUAUUGGAUUAUCAAUUUGUUUUUGUGUCUAAUGACACUUGCUAAUUGUUUAAAGUCACAUGUAAGUUUUACUUGCUAGUGGUAAAUUGUUUUCAAUUUAGUGUUGGCUGCUUUCCUUUGGAGA
Molecule: messenger RNA, 698 nt
Organism: Cicer arietinum (chickpea)
Lineage: Eukaryota; Viridiplantae; Streptophyta; Magnoliopsida; Fabales; Fabaceae
Product: early nodulin-like protein 16
Cellular component (GO): plasma membrane
Molecular function (GO): electron transfer activity
Source: RefSeq, a predicted model, not a curated record